AUGGAUGCCUUCGAUAUUCGAAGAGCUGAAUUGCUUCACUCCACGAGCGAUUCGAGGGACUGGUAUCUCCUGAAUUCCAAAAUAUGCGGCAUUCCUGUAGGAAAAUUCAUGUCGAGUAGCCCUUUGGUGUCAAGCUUUCCAAAAGAAUUUAACACAGUGCAACUCUCGAAUCUUAAAAAUGGCGGGCACUUGGAUCGACGACUAGUUCACAAAGAAGAGGUAUUCAUAGCCUCUUCUUUCGGCGUUGUUUCCGCGAUACUUCGGCAAAAACUAAAAGCGGGCGAAGAAAAAAAGUACAGUUGGUUGGUUGAUGGCAUCAACAGCCUAAAUAUUGGCCAAGAUAAUGAAGAUUGCCAAACAGCGACUGACACACGUGACAACAACAAGGACAAAAUUCAUGACCCUGUACAAACAGUAUUUGGAGUCGAUUCAAGGUCAGCCAUAUCCAUAGAGGAUAUCGAGAAGAGUCAAGAUGAAAAUCUUAAGCUUAAGGCUGAACUUGAAGUUGUGCUUUCCCAGUUAGAGGCCCUUCGAGAUGAGGUGAAAAACGGCGGUCAAUCGACGCUGAGCUCAGGCACACAGGACCCGGCAAAGGACAACCCGGACAGUACAAGCGAUAUGUGGACCUUGAUCGGCGAUGUUUGCGAUAAGUUCCAGGUGCCUCUUGCAUCUUUAUUCGCCGAUCAGGUGGACCAGAAUGUUGAAGUGGCUGAAGUGAUGAGCGAUAUCGCAGAACAGCUGCUGAGAAAAAAAGGCCCGAAGCAAGCCCUGGAAGCAAUACUGGGGGACAGUGCCCCAAAAUUCUUUCAAUCCCUUCGUGUGCCCGAUUGGACGUUGCUUUACUUCAAGCUGCAGUCCCGGAUCCCAGACCAAGGAUGGCAAACCUUGUUGAACUUUACAAAGUUAGGGCGAACUAAGACGAAAUCUGACAUUCCACUUCUUCUGAACAAGAAUCACUUAAAGGCUGUGCGCAAGAUGAUUUUUCAUGUUGUAAAAAAGGCAAUGGGCAUCUGCCCCUUGCCAGAUGGAGCUCCUCGGGGAUAUCAGGUUAACCUUUCUGCUGCAGUGGCUUGGGCAGCAAGGGAAACAAGACUGCAUCAGUCUGACCAGCAAACCCUUGAGCUUAAUCUUAAGCUAGAUGGGAGACCAUUUUUUGGUAGGCAGCAAGUCAUGAUAGGUGUGGUUCCUAUCAAUGUCAGUCAUGCAUCAAGUGAGAGCUGUAAAAGUGUCUACCCUAUAGCAAUUGCAAAUUGUGAGGAAAACAGGAUCAAUGUUGAAGCCCUAAUAAAGGAAAUCAAUGCCCAAAAAAAUACCAUCAAGAAAAAUGGAAUAACUAUUGAUGGAAGACACUUUAAAGUCAAAUUUACAGUUACGCUUGAUUACAAGGCAUUGAUAAUGCUUAUCAAACGAAAGAGUGAAGAUAAUGAGUCAGAUGAAGAAAUGGAAGGUCUAUGUCAGAGAGGGUUGGACACAGAGUGCUGUGUGUUCUGUAAAGUUAUACGGGGAUGUGCAUGUCUGGGGGUUGAACGUGGUGAAUCCUGUGCAGAAUGCUUUAUCAAGAGCAAGGCAAAUGUUGGAGGAUGGAAGGGUGUUAGGGAUGACUUGCUGUUUCUCCUUGAAGAAGAGUUGUGUGAUGUAAACCUAUGCACUCUUCAUUGCGAGCUGCGGAAUACAGAGCAGUUGCUAUGUUCACUGGGAAUGUUUGCGUAUGAGUGUGGGAGUCUUAAAAAUUGCAAUGCUGUUUUAGCCAAGUAUGGACCAGACAGUAUGAAGGGAAGGGACAGAAUCGUAGUAAAGACAAAGCCUGGCCAGGAAAGUGGUAUUGAGCGGCACAACAUUCAAGUGUUGUCAUUCUCAGGUUCAACAGAACGCAGGUUUCUUGAGAACAUUGAAGAAAUUGUCACCCAGUCUCUGCCAUUAGAAAACCUGAGAAGGUUUUUUAAAGACAAAGAUGUUGCUGAAACAUACUUAUUAAAUCAGAUUACAUUCUGUGAGGAAAUGAUCCAGCACUACACCAAACUGGACGAGUCAGGAAAGUUUUUUAGAGAUUGGGGAACUCACACUGACACACUUGACAUUGCCAGUACAGGUCUGCUACAGCAGGAGUUAGAUACUAAGCUACAGUUCUGGAAAACAAAACAACAGGAAGUUGUUGCAAAGCUGUCCAUUCUUCGAAAAAACAAGAAGUACCCAAAGGAAGUCCAGAAUUAUGUUGCUCAGUAUCAACAGGAUGCCUACAAAAAUGUAAGUGAUGUAAUAAGUUUUAAUUACAAGCAAUGCUUACUUGAAACAAACAGGAACCAUGACAACUCUUUAGCUAUUGCUUUAUCUGGCAGAUGGCAAAAGAAAUCUGCAAUUCAUUUUACAAGUUCACUGACCAGUUACCUUGUUGUCAUGGCAAUCAGCGAUGCCAGAAAGAUAAUCAUAACUUGUUUUCCAAAAAUGGGGUAUUUAUUUGAUACAAUUAUUGUAGCAGCAACUUUUUAA
Molecule: messenger RNA, 2487 nt
Organism: Pocillopora verrucosa
Lineage: Eukaryota; Metazoa; Cnidaria; Anthozoa; Scleractinia; Pocilloporidae
Source: RefSeq, a predicted model, not a curated record